AGUCUCAUAGAUAGCGCUAUAUAUACCACAUUACGAAAUUGCGAGAACAGCGUGAACAGGUGAUACGUUACGGCUUUGGGGGCGGGAACAAGCGGGAAGUGUAAUUGUCAAAUACAUAAAAUUAUUGAAAACAUGGGUAAUAGAAGAAAUUUGCUCUUUAAGAUCAUCUCGCUAUUAAAGAAAUUUUAAGUCUCGGUGAGUAUGUACACAGCAAACGAGUAUAGUAGUGACGCAAAUUGCUUAAAAUAUAGUAGCAGGAAUGGAUUCAGAAGCAAGUGUUUCAGAACGCCGAUACAGGCUCUUAAGAAAACAGUUAGAUGAGCUAGGAUAUUUAAAUACUUUACCAAUAGAAGCCCUUCCGCUUGUUGAGAGGCUUAUCUCAGACUUAUUGCAUACAACUGAAAGUCUUCGACACUAUAAAGAAAUUGCUCAGAAGUCAUUAGAGGAACGUGUAUACUUCGCUAAUGGAGUAGAACCAUACAAGCAAGAAAAUGCAAAAUUAGUUAGAGAAUUAAAUGAUUUACAUAUAAAAUAUUUGAAGAGUAAGGAAGAAAUAGAAAAACAGCAGAAAGAAUUCAAGUCUCAGAUUCGCAAACUGCAAAGUGAAAAUUCAGAUCUCCAAUUUCUCAGCUCCCAACACUUACUUCAAGUGAAAGAAUUGGAGAAAGAAUCAACUGAAAAAACUCUGACAAUUUUGCGUUUACAAAAUAAAAGUGCUCAACCUGUAGUUAUAAACCCAGGUGGGAAGAAGGCACCGUUACGCACUCGUCCAACGCUUGAAAUUGAUGCACCAUUAGACCCUCCAAAAACUUGGAAAGAUCAAUUUUGGACUGCAACAGCACAAGUCAAGGAUCCGUAUAUAGCAAACAUGGUGGAAACAUGUGAUGAACGCAUAUGUUUGCUCUCAAGAGAGGUAAAUGUUUUGAAGGAGGAACGUAACCAGCAAUCAGAGAAAAUAUCUCUUUUGGAAACUAAGAUUCUUAACCGAGACAGGCAAAUAGAACAUUUGACCAGCAUGUUGGAAGGAGGUCGUCCUAUAAGUGCUGUAGGUAAAGAUUAUUGUGUUAAAGAAAUGGAAAUUCAGUUCAAAAUGUAUAAAGAGGAAGUUAAGAGAUUGGAAAAAGAAAAUAAAGAAUUGGAAGUUAAUUUAAAAGAAGCUGUUGCUAGUCACCAUGAGGCUUCAUCUAAAGCCUGUAGGUUAGCUGAACGGAAUAAACAGCUAGAAACAGAAUUGCGAGAUAUUGAUCAUAUGGCUCUCACAGUUGAAGCAGAAUGUAAUUCAACUGUGAAGGAAAAUAACAAAAAAGUGCAUAAGAUUCAGGAGAAACUUGAAAUGAGUCUAUCUCAAAUAAAUAGCCUUGAACGUGAAAUUCUGGAAUUAAAACGCAGUAGUCAAGAGCAAGAAGCUGAAUUAGGAAAAAUAAAAUUAGAAAAACACAAAAUACAAAAACAGAUGGACAAUACCCGGGAAGAAAAGAAGAGGCUGAUUGAAAAAAUUAACAGUUUUACAGUUAUUGAAAAGGACUUGAUGACUGAAAUCGAUAGACUUACACAGUUACACAGCAUGCAGAAGCGUAGAAUAGCAGAACUUGAAACUCGCAUGUUGAAUUAUGCAAACAGUUCAAGUUCGUCAACCAGAUCAAAGAAGUCUCCUGUGGAAGAAUCAUUAGAAAUCAGGCUGCAACAACUUCAAGCUGAAAGAGAUCACUUCAAGACCGAGUAUCAUAAGCUUCUGGAACAUGUUCAGAAUAUACCGUCUCACCCUCAUCCAAUGGCUUCUGGAGAUGGGAGCAACACCAUCAAGCGCAUACAGGCAGAAAGAGAUCACUACCAGAGGGAUGCAGAAAAAUUACAAGAGGAGAUCGCAAAAAUGACUGCUCUCCUUCAGGAAAAACGGAAUGAUGUGGCGGAAGAAGCAGAAAAUAAUUUGAAGCUACGCCGUAAGCUGAAUGAACAAGACCAAGAAAUAGUGAAGCUUCAUCAGUGCAUUCAGGAUUUGAAUUAUGAGAAACAGAACCUUCAGAAGCGAAUAGAUGGUAAAAUCAUAUCUGCUGUAGCACGAUCAGCAAUGACUUCCCCUGUGAUGGAGGGCCCAGGACAGUCUGUUAGGGCAGUGGUAAAUCGAUGCUUGAGAGAGCGAGAUCUUGCUAAAGGAGAUGUUCUGCGAUUAGAAGAAGAGAGAGAUGCCCUUCGUGCCCGGCUCAAGAUUGCUACUGAGACACAAGUUACGGAACACGCCCGUUUAGAGAAGACCAUCAUGGAGAGCGAAGAUAGGGUUCGGCGACUGGAAUUGGAGAGGCGAGAACUGAUGGCUACGACUGGUGUGCAGAAAGCGACCAUAAAUAAUUUAGAAGAUGAAUUGGAGACGUUACGAGAGAAAUUUAAUGGCAGUCAAAUGGAACUUACUCAGCAACGCACCCUCUAUACUCAAAUUAAGUCCCUGCAGGACCAGACAGAUCGUGCUCUGGCCGAUAGCCAGGGGCAGUUGGCUCAACUGGAAGCGGAGUUGGCCAACUCUAGGGACCGCGUUCGAGUCUUGGAAAGUGACAGAGCUUCUCUGGAUAGAGAAGUAUCUUCUUUGAAGACAGAACAGACUGUGCUGCGCGGCAACAUUGCACAAGUGGAUCAAGAAAAAGAUGCGUUGCUGAUGAGUAUUGACAGCAAGACGGAGCAGAUUGCACAGCUGGAGAGGCAGUUGAAGCUGAUUGAGAACAAGUGUGUGGAUUUGGAAGGAAAUGUUGCUGAGCUUCAAAGAAAACUCGACAUCAGCCUGGAGGAGAGCGCGGCGCGCGAGCAGGCGCUGCGGGCGGCGGCGCGCGAGGCGGAGGUGCUGCGCGCGGAGCUGCAGACGCUGGAGCGCGCGCGCGACGGCCUCCUGCGCGAGAACCGGUUUAUGUAA
Gryllus bimaculatus (two-spotted cricket) is the source of this 2899-nucleotide messenger RNA. The record is from the annotation of a GenBank genome assembly. NCBI's taxonomy places the organism in Eukaryota, Metazoa, Arthropoda, Insecta, Orthoptera, Gryllidae.